GUCGAAGAGUUUCACUCUGGAGGAGGACAGUGGAGAAGGGAGGACUGGAAAGCGCACAGAAGGACCCCCCACCACCUGCUUGAAACCCAACCCCCUGCGUGGUAUUUACCAACAACCAGGUUUCUGUUUCUGCCAAGUGUUUUUUUUUUUCAGCGGAUCUCGUCUACCUCACCUGACAUUGAGCACUAAAUGCGCAGAGGAGCCGUCAAGCUUGGACCUGGGAUCGAACGUGGAGAAAAAAAGGCAAUAACGAACGCGCAGUGACCAAAAAAAAGCGCACAGGCUGUGGCCGUUGCCUUCCUCAAUGCAUACCCUUUGUGCCCGGGGAACCAUGAAACCAGAGAUCAACGCCGCCGUCGGAUUUCUGUCGAGAUUUCUGCGGGUAAAAGGACACGUAAACGAUCGGCAGGUCCAAACGUUCAGCCAGAGCCUCCACGACAUUUUGUCAGAACAAUACAAGCACCACUGGUUCCCAGACCGUCCCUGCAAAGGCUCAGGUUACCGCUGCAUCCGCAUCAACCACAAGAUGGACCCGUUGGUGGGGCAGGCGGGCCAGCGCAUCGGCCUGACCAUCCAGCAACUCUACCUUCUGCUGCCCAGUGAGCUCACACUGUGGGUGGACCCCUUCGAGGUGUCCUAUCGCAUCGGCGAGGACGGAUCCAUCUGCGUCCUGUACGAGUCGCAGCCCAUUCCGGCGGCCAUGCCGGGAACGGUCGCGGCCAGCUCGCCCUCGGGAAGCGGCAAUUCGGUGAGCAAUAUGGUGGACAGUCACAUCAGCUGCAAGGAGGAACUGAUGGUGCUGGGCAGAACCAGUCCCUCCAAAGCCUACAACAUGAUGACUGUGUCCAGUUAAAGGGGGCGUGCAGUCGGCCGGGCCUACUUCUCAUUCAGGGUCAUACCUUGGCCGGUUGGAUGAAUUUGACCGGAUCAGGGCGAGCCUUUUUAAAAGCUAAGAAUAUGAAAUGAAAUAGUAAAGAGGAAAAAAAAGCAAAAGAAAAAGCAGAGGAUCCCUAUCAUCCAGGUGAUGGAAACCUUGUAGGAUCGAUAACCCCCACCCUCACCCCCAUUAUCAUCUAUUUUGUUAUGUCAUUGGAUCAGCUGGGUACUCCAUUUUUAGGAGAAGCUUUGUGGAGAUGGAACUGUUGGGGCAGCUACACCACCCGAUCAGGACUUCCCCCCCUAACCCCUCGACUUUAAACGUGAUGAUCAGCUUCAACCCUGAAGGGGCUGUCAGCAUUGACUUUGCACUUUUUUAACUUGUGGUUACUAUGGGUACAUGCUAAAUACACCACAGCAACAAAAAAACGCCAAAAUGUACGGAAUCCCCCCUUGAUAUUCAAAGUUUUGAGGAUGUUUAGUUGAGGAGGAAGUUGAGGGUUUAGCCAGUCGUGGUAAAGAUGGUGUCUAUUUUUUUGUCAAAUUUGCUUUUGGACCACAUGAAAUCUUUACCACUUAGAGACUGGUUCUAGCACCCUCCAUGUCCCCGUCAGUUCAACUCUAGGCCUGUUUGUUAGUGCAAACGUUAGCGACACCUGUUACCUAUGGAUACCAGCGUGUCUGCCGUACCCCCCACAUCGACCAUGUAGCUUUCAGGGGGAGGGUAAGAGACCCCCUUCCCUCAAUAUAAUGAAUGUUGUUGAAAUCCACAAUCAAGUUGCCCCCCCUUUUCCUUCACCACCCAUCUCCUGUUUUUCGCCAAUAUUCAAAGUGUAGCAAAGAGGGAGGAGCCAAUUCAAUCCAAAUUUGUUAGAAUUGACAUUGAAUGCACUUUGACGUUAGAUUGUGUGGGAUGUGUACUUUUUAUUUUGGAGCAAAUUGCCUGCAUUCCAUCCAUUCGAAUGUCAUCUUUUUCAUCAUUUUUGCCCUCCUCAUUUGUUUUUGUUCAUACUGUAGCUCCCGUGUUGCGAUAGACGGCUGUUUAUCAAAUCAGGAGCGUGCGACUCUGGAUUCAAGCAUUUUUUUUUAAAACACUGUAUUUGUGAACAUUUCAGAGCUUUUGAUUUGAGGCUACGUUCACACUUGUGGUUUAGUACUCUGGUCCGGACCGGAUAAUCGGUGCACACUUUGGGGUAGUUACAUUAGCUUAGCGUUCACACUGGUAUUUUUGUCAUGGGACCAAAGGUGCGGUUAAUAACUUGAUUGAGCAGUCUUCGUGACAUAUUACAUGACUUUAACUCAAAUAUUCCAAACCAAAUCAACACAGGUUGUUCUUUAUGUUGAGCAACUGAUUUAGAUUUCCCCAAAAGCUUCUAAAAUAGACCAACAUUUUCACAUUAGGAUGGAUAUAGAGCACUUCCGACAUAUUUUCACUUACAAAUUAGUCAUUUCUACGUGUGUUAGGCUCGUCAGAGUCACGUUCAGAUCAAGUGAACCGAACCACACUUGCAAUCAGACCAAGAACCAUCUCUUCAGUGUACACCAAGGUUUUGAAUGAUGUGUUCACAUCUGACUGGACGAACCGCACUAGCAGAGCAAAGGCACCAGAGUUAGUUUCUAACCGAACCAAAGUGUGAACGCACCCUCAGACGGCUUGCUGGGUGGUAUGCGAGAAGUAGUCACAUUCAUCCGUCACUGCUCAUGAAGUUGACAGAGGUUUAUCCCCCAAAGGGUCUGGACUAGGUGAAUGGCUGUGUGAGGCACAGAGCACUGACUGUUUCGACAUUCAAUGUAACUUGAAUUUGUAAAGCAACACACCGGGCCUCGUCAGCCUUUUAUGUCACGUCCAUCUCCAAGGUCUUCUAAAAGGAAAACUCCUUUUUCAAGCCUUGGAGGUGCAAUGCCUUACCUCUCGUCAUGAAUUAUGAGCCAUUUGUGAUUUCAAAAGUGACACCGCACCGCAUGGUGGUCUCUCUACUGCCCGCACAGACCAGCCUGGCAGCUUCGCCCAAGCCCUCGUCCGAGUUUGGAGUGCCUCAAGUGCCACAUAUCACCCCCCUCAGCUCAGACCCUCAAAGCCAGCACACACUGCUAGCCAGACCUGCCACCCUCUCAUGGAUGCAGGAAGACUUAAUGUGACACAUAUCAUCAUCCAUCACCCGUGGGGGAAGGGAGGCCGGAUGGUGGGGUGUUGUUUUGUGAUAGAGGAGGGGGGUCAGGGCCAGGGCCGGACUCUUGUCCAGGGCAGCUAAAAUUCCUCCGGCCCUCCCCGCUCCAGACUUAUUCAGCAUCCCGAACAGGAAGCCUUCCGCCGUCCCUCAGCGGUGAUGGACAAAUAAACCAGCACGCACGCACACGUAAACGGGGAGCUCGCGCUGCACUCAAAGUGGGAGCAGGGGGCGGGGGCCGGGGGAGUGUUCUAGAAACUCAAAAAAAGGAAGGAAGAUGAAUAAUUGAGGGUACCAUACUGUUGUCUAGUUUUCAUCUCACUGGAUUGCGCUGCAUUUAAUUACUGAGUAGCAUCUUUGUUUACAUGCCUAUGAAAGGAUGUGAUGGCUGACCACCCCGACCCCGGGGCCAGGCUCUGGGGGCAGAUGCUGUGGGCGGCUACAGGCUGUAGCUGCCAGCCAGGUCUGUCGGUUGCUGGUCCGGGUGUUGAAAGCUCUCCUAAGCUCUCCUAUGGGUAAUGGAGCUAUAGCCUUUGACGCACUGCACCCCCCCCGUCACUAGCUGCAAAUACACCCUGAUUCUAAGUGCGGUUGGGACGGGCGUUUUAGUGUCCACUUGUUUUUCCAUCACAUUGCCUUUCCACUUUGCCACAACGUUAUGAGACGUCUCAGUCCGGUUGUAUUUUAUGGUCACACUGGUAGUUUUUUUCCCUCCCUGCCGCAUCUUCUCCUCUUCCGAAUUGGUAAUCUGCAACUCUAUGACUUUAAACAGACCCCAGAAUUGACAACAAAAAAAAAAAAACAAAAAACACCAAAUCCCCUUUGACGCCUUCUCAACGCCUAUACCAUCACCAACUGAAAAAAUGGCUUACGUCCUCAGUACGUUUUAAAUGGCAUCCAUUCACGCUUGUGCGCACAUAGCUAAAGGAGUGCUUUGAGUCUGAAAAAAAAAAAGUCAGAGGUAAAAUAGCACAUAAAAUGCACUAAAAUGUCAAGUUUUUCUUCUGGAGACACGAGGAGUCUCUCCUGGAAUGUAUUGCCAAACUCAGGCCUGGGACAUUCAAUAAUAAAGACUUACUGAAAGCUUGUUAAGUGUGUUAAGACGUGACACAGGAAGGGAACAGCGGUUUUGUUGUUGUUGUCGUCAAUAUUGUCAUCGACUAGUUGAAUUAUUGCCACUUUCACAUACGAUGGUGUUUUACAUAUUGUAGAAUGUAUUGUAACUGUACAAGCAAUGGUAGAGUGCAUAACAGUACACAUGGGAAGUGCCAAUAAUUGCUAUCCUAGAGGUGUUUUUUCCUUUUUUGUACGUCAUCUUUUAACAUGGGUAACACUUUUUUUGUAAGUGAAGCCAUUUUUUUGAAGGGAGUGUUGGCAAGGACCAAAGUUGUUUUGGUUACAAAAAAUUAGCUUCCAUGAUCUGUAAUCAUAGAUGUAUCCUUUUUUUUUAAUUUGUUUUUUUCUUUUUUUCUCCUUUUUUCUAUUUACUUACAAAAGCAGAAAAUAGACAAAAAAAUCUGAGCUUACCCAAGAAGAAAAGCUUGUGAUCUCAUGUUAUCGUGUUGAGUUCCUUUUUUUUCUCCCCUUGGCUAUGUUGUGAUGAACUGCUGUAAAUUUGUACAGUUCAUGUAAAUUGAUUGUGCGGAAGUUGUACAGAUUUCUAUAUUUUGGAAGAAAAAGGUUUUUUUCUCUGUAAUAAAAGAUUUCCUAUCUUGGCAUCAUAA
Molecule: messenger RNA, 4768 nt
Organism: Doryrhamphus excisus (bluestripe pipefish)
Lineage: Eukaryota; Metazoa; Chordata; Actinopteri; Syngnathiformes; Syngnathidae
Gene: btg1
Product: B-cell translocation gene 1, anti-proliferative
Biological process (GO): negative regulation of cell population proliferation
Cellular component (GO): nucleus; cytoplasm
Source: RefSeq, a predicted model, not a curated record